CUCGUGCAAUAAUAAACUUUGCACCAGGCUUGAGGCGCGCGUCGGACGAAACGCGCUUAACUGUACCUCGUCCAUCACCACGUUGCCCCCCGACUUUCGGGUUGGUGUUUGGGUUUUAUUCCUUUUCGCCUUCAAUAACUACUAUCGACUGUCAACAACUGUCAUAUGGAUCAUCGAACAACACCACCACUAUUUCCGUGACUUUCUGUGCCUUCUCGACCCCCCUCUGACAACUUCCCACCCCUUCACGAACUCAUAUCUGUCAUCAUUUGCCUCCGCGAGCUCAUUCUUAUCAUCGUUUGUAUAGGAUGGAUCCAAGCUUCUUACAUCCCCAGACUCACCAUGACUUCCAUCAAGGUGUGCUUUAUCGCGAUCUCGGUGAGAUUGAUACAGAGACGGGUAGCUCAGCAACCGAUAUGAAUGGCGCCAGAUUCCAUCAUAAUGAGCAUAGGGAACAACGUUGUCUGGAGACAUGUCUUUCUUCUUCAAGAUAUCGGCUUACAGAUCAUCCGAUUUUCCUUCACCAUGGCAGUUGGACUAGGAGGUUCAUGGAACCAACCUCCUGCUGGGCCAUCCUGGUCAAUUCUCCAUGAGUCAAGAGGGUGGAUUUUUUUGAAUGCAAUACCCUCGCACUGGUUUAAAUGACUGGGUUGCCUUCUGUCGAACGGAACUAUAUGCGUUGACAUCCUGCCCUUUCGCUUUCGGUGGACUGGAUGCAUCUUAGAGUUCCUGACCACAACAUUACCUACAGACCUUGCCAAGUUCAAUUAGGGAGAUCAGACCAACGUCGGAAUGAUCGAACGGCAUUGUUUCACCAGGAACUCAAAUACAUCUUUCUCUCUCGCGCUUGCAACCAAUGGUAUCCAAGACCCAACUUGGUGAUGCAGAGUGAUGUGCUCAGCUUUCGGGAUAGUCUCGCGGUUGCACGUUCCCCAACGGGUAUCUGGGCUUAACGUUCGUUUCCUCCACCAGCAGAAACACGCGCCCGCUGUCUUGUUCACUCGCGUUAUACUCUUUCUUCCAAUCGCUGAUUGUGUCAUCGCAUUCCAAGCCAACGCUACCAAGGGCUCGGAGUACGUGACUCAGCUGGCCAUGACGGAACAGGUGUUAUAUCUGAAUUGCCAGGCUCAGAAGACAGGUUGCUGGAAGCUCAAGUCAACCACCAUAAUCUCGAUUAUUCAACGGCUGGCGACGAAAACCGGUAUCUGACGGAACUCUUGGUGACACAUUUCUGCGUCUCCUUGGCUGUACCUUCGAACUUCACCAAUUGCCCAUCAUUUGGACUUCAACUCCAGACUAAUGGUUUGUUUCAUCUCAAGUCCAACUUCACUCUCGUGCUUGCUGCAUCGACAUCUACGAGUUGCUGCGGACCGAUCCUGGCUUGACACCUUCGGCUCUUUCCGGCUGUCAACGACAACUGAUAUCGAUCGGACAUUCUUUGCUGCGACAUCGAGAUCGUGUACAUGAUGCGCAAUGCUCCGAGGGUAUGACAGAAAAUUGAACUCGCGUCUGGCCAAUUGAUACUCCACGAAGCUCACUCCAGCGUCAAGUGGUACAUCAGGCUCAAAUUCAAGCACAUCCAGACCCGGGUAGACGCAUAGACGACUACUGCUGUCAGCUAUCGCUCAUGAUGGAGUCGAGACAGUAAGUGUCGUUGGUGCUGAUAAGCUCACUGUAGUUGGAGACAAUCAGGCGUUGGCUGGUACAGAAAGAUGCGAGUCUAUCGAUCUGAUCGGGUUCGAAGGGAAGGAGGUGCUAUUUAGCACAGAUGAUUCAUCCAGCUAUAGAUGUAUGGGGACUAUACAGAUAUUCCUGAUUACACAGACUGUACUGAAAUCUAAGUCUUGCCCUAACGUUGUCACUCCUUGUUCA
Fusarium odoratissimum NRRL 54006 is the source of this 1872-nucleotide messenger RNA. RefSeq lists its product as uncharacterized. Lineage: Eukaryota; Fungi; Ascomycota; Sordariomycetes; Hypocreales; Nectriaceae. The record is from RefSeq and is a predicted model, not a curated record. The transcript is spliced from 2 exons. Bases 892 to 1209 code for a protein of 105 amino acids.